Molecule: messenger RNA, 1047 nt
Organism: Rhizoctonia solani
Lineage: Eukaryota; Fungi; Basidiomycota; Agaricomycetes; Cantharellales; Ceratobasidiaceae
Exons: 6
Coding region: 1-1047 (348 amino acids)
Source: RefSeq, a predicted model, not a curated record
AUGGGCCAUUGCGUGCAUGACCAAGAGAGCGGACUUACCAAGGGUCAUCUACAGGAAGACGCCUUAAACGGCAACGCACUUGACUUAAUGCUAGGAAUUGCGGCCAAUCACCCACCAGAAGCACGUUGGCCUCCUGGUCUAGCAAUGGAUCCACCAACGCAAACAGGAGGAAAACAAGCGCGUACCCAAUCCAGUCCCUACAACCCUACUGGACCCAGUCAAGAGGAGACUGGCAAAUCAUCCAAGGAGACCAGCGACGGAACCAACCCAGGCAGGGACAGUUGGACUGCAAGUCAACAAGCUGGCAAGGAAGGUAUUGCGGGCAAUUCUCUUGGUCAAGAACGUCAUAUCAACAGGGAGUGGGACAUCAUGGAAGACAUGUCCCGUAUUGCACUUCAAGCACUAAGGAUAGAAGACAAACCCAGGAUUGGGGACGCAAACUACCCCCAUGUCGUACUCCACUGCUAUGCUACUACCGCUAUAAGGCGGUCUACUGUUUCUACACUACUGCAGAGGGGCCUUAGGCCUGGAGGUGUGCUGGCUGGGUGGAUCCUCCUCAAUGAGAUGAGACAAGGUUGUAACACCCCAGGAGCUGAUCAGGAGGGCGUAUCCCAUGCCCCAGAUGCCAGAGUCAAUGGAGAGGGCAAUCAACGACCUCAUACUGGGGAUCAAGGAGCACUGGGCAACGGUCAGGGGGAACAAGGCAACUUUGAGACACUACGUACUGUUGAGGCUCCCAAAUCCAGCAUCGGAGAGGACAAGGACAAGCCCUCACCUGGUAGCGACGCAGGAGCCAAGCCAGCCAUUGUUGGCAACCAAGACAACCCAGAUGUCCGCAAUGCCACUGACCACAUUGCCAAGUGGACCAACCUUGGGCCAGACAUCGAGAUGCGGGACGCCGACAAGGGACUCAAGACCAUUGAGCCUGAACAACCUUGCAUCUCCCCAAGGAAGCUCGAACUCAAGCAAUCUUCUACGCGUCAAGGAUCUGAUCAAAACAACGGAAAGGGAGGAGAGCGAACCAACGGAGGAAAGGGAAGGAAGUGA